AAACAUUUUGGCAAUUUCUAGAGAGAGAAAGAUAGAAAGCUUUGUUCAUGGAGACCAAUCUCAAUAGUCAAUACUAGAAAAUGAUGAGGAAAAUGAGAGGCUAAGAUUGACCCCUCUCUCUCUCCAUCUCUCUCUCUCUGUUGUCCGAAGAAUCACCGAUCCUGGAACGAAAACCAAAUAAUCUGAUGCUGAUUCGGUUUGAUUAUUGAGUUAAAUCAUUAGAAACAUGUCGUCGCGUGCGGAUCUGGAUCGGCAGAUCGAGCAGUUGAUGGACUGCAAACCUUUAUCGGAAACGGAUGUCAAGACGCUUUGCGAUCAAGCUAGAGCUAUUCUUGUUGAGGAAUGGAACGUACAGCCGGUAAAGUGUCCGGUCACGGUCUGCGGCGAUAUUCAUGGACAAUUUUACGAUCUUAUUGAGUUAUUUCGUAUUGGAGGAAGUGCUCCGCAUACAAACUAUCUUUUCAUGGGCGAUUACGUUGAUCGUGGUUACUAUUCGGUGGAGACUGUAACACUUUUAGUGGCCCUUAAGGUUCGUUACAGGGACAGAAUUACAAUCCUCCGAGGAAAUCACGAAAGCAGGCAGAUUACUCAAGUGUACGGUUUCUAUGAUGAAUGUUUGAGGAAGUAUGGAAAUGCUAAUGUUUGGAAGCAUUUUACUGACCUUUUUGAUUAUUUACCCCUCACAGCACUUAUUGAGAGCCAGGUUUUCUGUUUACAUGGAGGACUCUCGCCUUCUCUGGAUACAUUGGACAACAUAAGAACCUUGGAUCGCAUACAAGAGGUUCCACACGAAGGACCUAUGUGUGACCUCCUAUGGUCUGACCCUGAUGACAGAUGCGGGUGGGGAAUAUCUCCCCGUGGAGCUGGUUAUACCUUUGGGCAGGACAUAGCCACUCAAUUUAAUCAUACAAAUGGGCUCACUCUAAUUUCAAGAGCUCACCAACUUGUGAUGGAAGGUUAUAAUUGGUGCCAGGAAAAGAACGUGGUGACAGUUUUUAGUGCGCCUAAUUACUGUUACCGAUGUGGGAACAUGGCUGCAAUACUGGAAAUCGGGGAGAAUAUGGAACAAAACUUCCUUCAGUUUGAUCCAGCCCCACGACAAAUUGAACCUGACACGACACGCAAAACGCCUGAUUAUUUUUUGUGAUACAUGUUCAUACUGCUGUCAGUAACCGUCACUGUUUGUUUACAUCAUUCUGCCACCAACAAACAGGUUCUUAUUCUUUCAACUUGCCAGCCAGACACUCUUCUGUGUUCAUUUUAGUAGUGCUGUAAGGAAUUCAGAGGUUUAUUUAAUUUCAUGUUUUUUUGUGGAUGUCAUUGUAUAUUUCAUUAUAAAAAGGGAUAUGAAGGAACAAUGACAUGUUAUAAAUAUGUUAAAAUGUAUUUUUUUUCUUCUAGAGGUACAAUAUAUUUUAAUGGAUGUGUGUUAUUUGA
Molecule: messenger RNA, 1437 nt
Organism: Impatiens glandulifera
Lineage: Eukaryota; Viridiplantae; Streptophyta; Magnoliopsida; Ericales; Balsaminaceae
Product: serine/threonine-protein phosphatase PP2A-2 catalytic subunit-like
Exons: 7
Coding region: 227-1147 (306 amino acids)
Biological process (GO): peptidyl-serine dephosphorylation; mitotic cell cycle
Cellular component (GO): cytosol
Molecular function (GO): protein serine/threonine phosphatase activity
Source: RefSeq, a predicted model, not a curated record